ACUAUAGAGCUCAUUAUCUAUGGCUCCACGUUGACACACGUAUGUAUCGAGGAAGAUCUGAGAUCUGAGAUCUGAAUUGAAAAACAUGGCUUCGAAGGAAAAUAACCUUGUUUUACUGUAUACGGAAUUAAACAAAUUAGGACAGAACGGGGAAUACGAAAGGGCCUUGAAAACUGCGAACAGAAUUUUAGGCAUUUCUCAAGAUGAAGAAGCAGCGUUUCACUAUAAAGUUGUUUGCUACAUCCAGCUGUCCAAGUUCAACGAUGCGUUACAAGCUAUCGUUAAAACCCCGAAAUUAGCAACGAAUCUAGAUUUUGAAAAAGGAUACUGUCUCUAUCGUUUAAAUCAAAUUUCUGAAGCAUUAAAAGUGAUAGAAAAUGUGCAAAAUCCUUCCCUGAAAAUCAAGGAAUUAAAAGCCCAGGUAUUAUAUCGUCUAGAGAGAUAUGAAGAAUGUUUCACGAUAUACAGAGACAUUAUUAAGAAUUCACACGAUGACUAUGAAGAAGAGAGGGAAACAAAUCUUGCAGCUGUUCUUGGAAACUUAGUGAUUGAGGGUUCUGAUUUAGAAGUUCCUUCGUUACAUGAACACACUUAUGAAUUAACAUAUAAUGCAGCAUGUAGUUUACUCGCACAAAGAAACAGGGAUGAUAGAACUGUUUUAAUAGAAGCAGAAAAAAAAUUAAGAGCUGCUGAGAAAUUGUGUAAGGAGGGUUUAGAGGAAGACGGAGCAUCCGAAGAAGAAAUUGAAAAUGAAUUGGGUAUAAUUCGUGUACAGCUUGGUUAUUGCCUGCAAUUGCAAGGUCGAGAAAAGGAAGCGCAAACAUUGUACACUGCUGUUCUAAAAGCCAAGCCAGAUGACAUCGCAUUGAUUGCCGUAGCCAAUAACAAUUUAGUAUGUCUGAAUAAAGAUCAAAAUGUGUUUGAUAGUAAAAAGAGAAUGAAAAGUGCCACUCAUGAAAAUCUAGAGCACAAAUUAACUUCUAGGCAAAGAAGAAACAUUGCAUACAAUCAGUGUUUAUUAGCGUUUUACACAGAUCAAGGAGAGCAAUGCCACCAACUGUGUAAUAAUCUUGCGAAAGAUCAUCCUACACUUGCAGCAGAUGCAAUGUUCAUAAAAGCUGUACAACUUAGCAAGGAAGGUAAAGCGAAAGAAGCGGCGAAGUUAUUGACCGAGCAUGCGGUCGGCGAGAAGGAAUUGCCUAUGAAAUUGGCUAGCGUGCAAGUUCUUCUGAGUCAUGAUGAAAGAAAAGAGGCAAUCGCUAUUCUUGAGAACAUAAACGAAAGAGAUAGAUCUCUAUCUGGAAUAGUCAGUGCACUCGUUACGCUUUACAUGGCUGACAACGAUCGGGAAAGAGCGUCAGCUGCUCUAAAGAAUGCAGUCGCUUACUAUAAAAAACACAAUGAAACCACUAAAAAUGUGGGAGAAUUAUGGCGGCAGGCUGCCAAUUUCUACUUACGCGGUGGCGAGCUCAAGAUCGCUGCCGACAUCCUACAAGAAUUAGUAGAUGCUUCGCCAUCUGAUACCAAGACUUUAGCUCAAUUAGUGGUCGCUUAUGUACAGUUCUGUCCUACUAAAGCGCAGUCGUUAUCUAAAAGAUUACCACCGCUUCACGAUCUUGCUGAAACUACCGACGUUGACGCAUUGGAGAGUAGCAAUUGGGUUAUUGGGACUAAAGUCGUGAAGAAAAAGAUUGAACCUUCUCCUGGUAAACCAGUGUCGGAUGUAAUUCAAAAGAAGCACAAGAAACGUAAACGCAUUCGUAAAUUACCGAAGAACUAUGAUCCAGACGUUCCGCCUGAUCCAGAACGAUGGUUACCGAGACACGAACGCAGUGGAUUCCGUAAAAAGCGGGAUAGAAGGAAUAGGGAUGCCGCUAUGAAAGGGACACAAGGAGCCGCUACAGGAGCCAGUGACCUUUACGACAUUACGAAAAUGCCUGCGAACGCUAAACCUUCUCCGAAUCCUCGUCAUAGUCCUGCAGUUGAAACAUCCGGACCACGUCAGCAACAACGCAAAGUCCAGCAGAAAAAAAAGAAGAAAGGUAGCAAGUGGUAAUGAUUAUUUCAUUUCUAUAUUGAUUUCUCAUGUUUUGAUGUAUAAAUUAGAUUACAUAGCGUUUUCAUGGAAAGGGAAAAAAACGUUUUUUACCAUAAAUAUGAACUAAAAAGGAUUUGCUACCGUGUAGCUGUAUUUUACGAAACGGAAGUUGUAAUACUGCCAUUAAAAAGAAAUGGAAAAGAUAUAAACAUGAAACAUAAAAGGAAUUUGUUAUAAUUUUUAAUAUAAUUUUUUAUGUAUCAAUUUAGUGUCCAUUUAUCAAUAGACCUUUGAAUGCAAUUAAGAUUCUAUCGUCGUAUAUUAUAUAUUGUCAAUGUAUCUUUUCUUUUAUACUUUGCAAAUGUUACUUUUCAAAGAAACUCAAACAAAUAUGUAUCUAUAUUGACAUUAUGUAAAUAUAGAGAAAAUUGAAUUAUGCUAUAGAAAAUAUAUAUAUCUUUAUUUUUAUUCUUCAAGAAAAA
Formica exsecta is the source of this 2520-nucleotide messenger RNA. It is a transcript of the gene Srp72, whose product is annotated as signal recognition particle subunit SRP72. Gene Ontology annotation, biological process: SRP-dependent cotranslational protein targeting to membrane. The coding region runs from base 86 to 2056 and encodes 656 amino acids. The transcript has 8 exons. The record is from RefSeq and is a predicted model, not a curated record. Gene Ontology annotation, molecular function: protein binding; ribosome binding; 7S RNA binding. NCBI's taxonomy places the organism in Eukaryota, Metazoa, Arthropoda, Insecta, Hymenoptera, Formicidae. Gene Ontology annotation, cellular component: signal recognition particle, endoplasmic reticulum targeting.